Messenger RNA from Trichomonas vaginalis G3, 732 nucleotides. RefSeq names its product positive regulation of cell cycle G2/M phase transition. Gene Ontology annotation, molecular function: protein tyrosine phosphatase activity. The transcript has a single exon. The record is from RefSeq and is a predicted model, not a curated record. Gene Ontology annotation, biological process: protein dephosphorylation; positive regulation of G2/M transition of mitotic cell cycle; G2/M transition of mitotic cell cycle. Gene Ontology annotation, cellular component: cytoplasm; nucleus. Bases 1 to 732 code for a protein of 243 amino acids. Lineage: Eukaryota; Parabasalia; Trichomonadida; Trichomonadidae.
AUGAGAUCGCCCUUUAAAUCUCCUUCGAAGACAGGUGUUCCAGUUCCAGAUCUUGACUUUUCACCUGUAAAGCAAAAAGAAUUAAUUUAUCAAAGCGGAAUUCCAGUUCUUGAAUCGAGCGGCCCGAUUCCAAGAAUUACUGGACAUACACUUGUUGACAUUAUCACUGGAGUGUAUGACGAAUACUUCGAGAAACUAUAUAUAAUAGACUGCAGAUACCCAUAUGAAUAUGAAGGCGGGCAUAUAAAUGGAGCAAUAAAUUGCAACGAUCCUCAAUUACUCAAAAAAUUAUUCUUUGAGACACCAAUACAUAACGCAUUAAUAGUAUUUCAUUGCGAAUUUUCUCAUAAUAGAGGACCUCAGAUGGCAUCAAUAUUUAGAAAUAUUGAUAGAGAUUCAAAUGAGUAUCCAAAUCUCUUCUAUCCAGAUGUUUAUAUACUGGAUGGAGGUUACAGAAAAUUCCAAGGCGAAUGGGCAGAUUAUUGUGAUGGAGGAUAUACCAUGAUGCUUGACCACAGAUAUAAAAAUGAUUUGAUGGCUGCCACUACAUCAUUUCGAACAGCCAUUGAUGAAUUUAAGAAUUCUCAGAAGAAACCAUUUUCUAAUGUUGAAAAUAAAUCAGCCAAUGUUCUUUUCAAAAGUCCGAUGCCAGCAGGAUUCCUACAAAGCCCACAGACAUCUAAGAUGCUCGAAUAUCUCGCUAGUCCUAUCCUAAGAAAAACAGCUCUUUAA